Molecule: messenger RNA, 342 nt
Organism: Aspergillus pseudotamarii
Lineage: Eukaryota; Fungi; Ascomycota; Eurotiomycetes; Eurotiales; Aspergillaceae
Exons: 1
Coding region: 135-323 (62 amino acids)
Source: RefSeq, a predicted model, not a curated record
UACUUGAGUUACAAAUUGGAAAUUGUCAGCCCCAAAAUGUCAUGGAAGUUCCUCUUCUUCAGCAUCGCCAGUCCGCCCAUCAACGCGCUCGGGUCUUGGCACCAAGCUGCGAUGUCAUGUGAUAUCAGGUGAUUAUGUGUCACAUGAUUAGAUCGAUGGAUCACGUGCUUGUAGUUCUCCAGUUUGGGCAAGUCGUAUUCGCUACAGAGCCCCUUGGGUUGCCCAAGGCUAAAUCUGGCCGGUGUUCUAGAGCCAAGAGCACAGCCCUUGGAGCCUUUCUUGCUAAUUAUUGGAUGACAUUCCUUCAGAUUGUUCUUUUUUAGGUUAUGCUUUGGAACACCC